Messenger RNA from Auanema sp. JU1783, 1053 nucleotides. Lineage: Eukaryota; Metazoa; Nematoda; Chromadorea; Rhabditida; Rhabditidae. The record is from the annotation of a GenBank genome assembly.
AUGGCAUCCAGUGAUAGUGGACACUCAGAGUCACUCCAUAAGAGAUAUAUUAAGAUAGCAACAGCAGUAUCAGCAUAUUGGGUAUUUUCGAUUGGUCUAGUGUUUCUGAACAAGUAUCUAUUGAGUAGCAAAGAUCUUAAACUUGAUGCUCCUCUUUUUGUCACUUGGUACCAAUGUGUGGUUACGGUAAUGCUCUGUUUUACGCUUUCCUGGCUUUCCAAGCUCUUCCCUCAAGCUAUUAAGUUUCCCAAAAUGGUGUUAGAUCAGAAAAUAAGUAGAGAAGUGUUACCUUUAUCCGUAGUGUUCGUUGCAAUGAUAGCCUUCAAUAAUCUGUGCUUGAAGUAUGUGGGUGUUUCUUUCUAUUACGUUGGCCGCAGUCUUACAACAGUGUUCAAUGUGAUCUGUUCUUAUUUGAUUUUGGGCAGUACAACUUCACCGAAAGCCCUUGCCUGCUGUUUUCUAAUUAUUUUAGGAUUCUUUCUCGGUGUUGAUCAAGAAGAUGCUACAGGCUCUUUGUCUAUUAUAGGAGUUAUUUAUGGUGUUCUGGCUUCUUUAUUCGUGGCUCUGAAUGCUAUAUAUACUCAAAGGUCGUUGGGUGCUGUAGGCGAUUCUAUUUGGAGAUUGACAAUGUACAACAACUUGAAUGCCAUGUUUUUAUUUCUUCCGCUCAUGCUUUUCAAUGGGGAAUUUGGGGAAGUGAUGUAUUUUCCUCGGUUGUUUGAUUUCACUUUCUGGUUCUUGAUGACUCUGUCUGGCGUAUUCGGCUUCAUGAUGGGAUACGUAACUGGAUGGCAAAUCCAAGUUACAUCCCCUCUGACUCACAACAUUUCGGGAACAGCAAAAGCAGCUGCGCAAACUGUAAUUGCUGUGGCUUGGUGGCAAGAAUUGAAAACUAUGAUGUGGUGGACAAGUAAUAUUGUAGUCUUAUUUGGUAGUGCUGCCUACACAUAUGUUAAGAAGACUGAAAUGGAUAGAACAGCGAAAGUUCAGAGCAGAUCUACAGAUAGGAUCGCUCUCAUGUCCACACGUGUUCAAAGUGAAGAAGAUCGCUAA